This is a messenger RNA of Cryptomeria japonica (Japanese cedar), 2751 nucleotides long. RefSeq names its product exocyst complex component SEC6. Gene Ontology annotation, biological process: exocyst localization; exocytosis. Gene Ontology annotation, cellular component: exocyst. The transcript has 25 exons. The record is from RefSeq and is a predicted model, not a curated record. NCBI's taxonomy places the organism in Eukaryota, Viridiplantae, Streptophyta, Pinopsida, Cupressales, Cupressaceae. Gene Ontology annotation, molecular function: SNARE binding. Bases 190 to 2472 code for a protein of 760 amino acids.
AGUGAAGGUAGAACGGUAAUGGCAACAAUAUUUUGACAGUCUUCGCACAAUAUGGAGAUUGAAAAUUAAUGUGAACAAGCCUUGACAAAAUUUUCUACCGCCGAAGGAGGCUUGGGCAAGCGUGACUCGAGUUUAAGGGGAUCGGAAAGCCGAAAAAGAGUUGGGAGUGGAUCUUGUGAAUAGAAGAGAAUGCAGGGGGAGGAGGAUUUGGGUGUGGAGGCCAAGGAGACCGCGGUUCGGGAAGUCGCCAAGUUGUUACCUCUUCCCGAAUCGCUUUCUUCCAUCGCUUCAAUCAAAGCUGAUUACGCUCUCCGCCAACAGGCAAAUGACGCACAACUCAGUACCGCUGUCAUGACACAGGUUGAACAAGCACAAUCUGGGAUUGAAGCAUUGUCCGCAUCACAACAGACAAUUCAGCAGCUCCAAGAAAAUUUUCAUCUGAUUGACAAAUUAUGUCAAGAAUGUCAAACACUGAUUGCAAACCAUGAUCAGAUCAAGCUUCUGAGCAAUGCCCGCAACAACCUGAACACAACCCUAAAGGAUGUGGAAGGGAUGCUGUCCAUUUCUGUUGAAGCAGCAGAAGCAAGGGACUCAUUGAGCAAUGAUAGAGAAGUAGUUAAUACUUUUGAGAGAUUAACUGCCCUUGACGGAAAAAGAAGAUUUGCAUUAGCUGCAGCCUCUUCUCACAAGGAAGAGGCUGGCAAACUAAGAGAGUAUUUUGAGGAUGUAGAUCGUACGUGGGAGAAAUUUGAGAAGAUAAUAUGGGAACACAUAUCCAACUUCUUCAAGCUGGCCAAGGAUAGUCCUCACACUUUGGUGCGUGUUCUAAGAGUGGUCGAGAUGCAGGAGAUUCUUGAUCAACAACUGGCGGAGGAAGCAGCUGAAGCUGAGGGGGGAGGGGUGAUGGCUGCAAUAAGUAAUCCUCGGAGAUCUACUAAAAAACCAUUGAUUCCAUCAUCAUCUCCUGGAAACUUAAUCCCGGAUAAGAUAAAAGGUCAGGGAAAGUGUUAUAAAGAUAAAUGCUAUGAAGAGAUCAGAAAGUCUGUUGAGACUCGCUUUGACAAAUUGCUCUCUAAGCUUGUGUUUGAGGACUUGAAGGCUGCACUGGAAGAGGCACACAUGAUUGCAGAGGAGCUAGCUGAUAUAUAUGACUUUGUCGCACCGUGUUUUCCUCCAAGAUAUGAAAUAUUUCAGUUGAUGGUGCAACUCUACACUGAACGAUUCAUUCAAAUGCUUCGAUUGCUAAGUGAUAGGGCAAAUGAGCUGUCAAAUAUCGAGAUUUUGAAGGUUACUGGAUGGGUUGUUGAGUAUCAGGAGCACCUUAUAGGACUUGGCGUGGAUGAAUCUUUAGCUCAAGUGUGUGCUGAGAGUGGUGCAAUGGACCCUCUUAUGAAUGCCUAUGUUGAGCGUAUGCAGGCUACAAUGCAGAAAUGGUACACAAACAUAUUGGAGGCUGAUAAGGUGCAUGAUCCAAAGAAGACAGAAGAUGGGAGGCUAUACACUCCAGCAGCAGUAGAUCUAUUUAGAAUUCUUGGCGAGCAAGUGCAGACUGUGCAGUCAAUCAGCACAGAUGUUAUGUUAUAUCGUAUUGCCCUAUCUGUUAUUCAGGUAAUGGUAGAUUUUCAAGCAGCAGAGCGGCAAAGGCUUGAGGAGCCAGUUGCAGAGAUUGGGUUGGAACCACUAUGUGCAAUUGUUAACAACAAUUUACGCUGUUAUGAUCUGGCGAUGGAUCUGAGCAGUAGCACAAUGGAAGCACUCACUCCUUACUAUGCGGAACAGGUUAAUUUUGAAGAUACCUGCAAAGGUUUUCUUGAGGUUGCAAAGGAAGCAGUGCACCAGACAGUUAAUGUAAUAUUUGAAGAUCCUGGUGUUCAAGAUUUGCUUUCAAAGCUCUAUCAAAAAGAGUGGUAUGAGGGAUUUGUAACUGAGUAUUUAGUUGCCACCUUUGGAGACUACUUUACAGAUGUGAAAAUGUAUAUAGAGGAACGAUCUUUUAGGAGGUUUGUUGAAGCUUGCUUAGAAGAGACAAUUGUAGUUUACAUUGACCAUCUUCUUACUCAGAAAAAUUACAUCAGGGAAGAAACACUUGAAAGGAUGCGAGUUGAUGAAGAAGUUCUCUUGGAUUUCUUCAGAGAGUAUAUUAAUUUGUCCAAAGUUGAAAAACGAGUGCAGCCUUUAGCAGAUUUACGGGAACUUGCUUCUGCUGAAAGUGUGGAUUCUUUUACCCUUGUCUACUCAAGCAUUCUCCAGAAUCACCCUGAUUGCCCGCCUGAGGUUGUAGAAAAAAUUGUUGCCUUGCGAGAAGGAAUACCAAGGAAAGAUGCACGUGAGCCGGAAAACUGCCUGCAGGUACUACAAGAGUGCAAGGAAAUAUAUAACAAUUCUCUCACAAAUGGAGAUAUGACAAAACCUGGGUUCCUCUUUACAAGAUUAACUUGUCUUCCCAAGGCAAGUCUCCGAAAGAAGCUUUAGUUCCCACAACUUGUAAGGUAUACAGAAUCUAUAAAAGCUUUUGAAUAAAUCAUUUUGAUGAUGACUUUGGAGUCAAGUAAAUGGGAUCAUCUAUAAGAACUAAAUAGCAUUUGUUGCUACGGAACUGAGCUGUAUAGGCAAGUUGACCCUACCUUGCAAGCAGGGGCUUCAAUGGCAUGCUUCAAUUUUCUGCUUAUUUAAAGGCAGAUUUGCAGGCAGCUUUCCAUAUAUUAUUUUUGUCUCAGCCACUUAUUAAAUUUUAACUAUUUAUUUCCUUCA